This is a messenger RNA of Colletotrichum abscissum, 420 nucleotides long. RefSeq lists its product as uncharacterized. Bases 1 to 420 code for a protein of 139 amino acids. The transcript has 2 exons. Lineage: Eukaryota; Fungi; Ascomycota; Sordariomycetes; Glomerellales; Glomerellaceae. The record is from RefSeq and is a predicted model, not a curated record.
AUGUCAUCAUCAAGAGCUCUCCGCCUUCAAUCGGCCCUCCGAAACCCCAUCCUCCGCACCUCCGCACAACUCGCACCCCGCCGGGGCUACGCCGUCAAGGAGCCCCCAGCACCAAACCCCAUAAACCCGUCCGGUUCAGCACCGUCCCGCCCGGCUCCUGCACUGUACCUCGUCCUCGGCGCCGCCGCAGCCCUGGGCGGCACCUUCGCCUUCCUGACCGGCGCCCCAGACCGCGCAGCAGGCGUCGCGGACUCCGUCACCCGCGGCGGCGGGCCGUCCAUCACGCCCGGCCUGGGUCCUAAACCCUCGAGCGAGCGGAAUCUGGAGAACACGACGGGACGGGAUGCAAACCGGCAGACGGGGUUGGCGGGGAUAAAGAGCAAGCAGACGGAUCCGAACCAGCUGCAGGCGAGCAAUUGA